UAAGAAGGACACAGUGAGAAAUUUCAGUUAAAAAUUACAGCCUCGAUCAAACUUCGUCCAAUUCAUUCAGAGCAACAUGUUUAUUAUAUUGAAGGUAAUAAUCAUAUCAUUGCUGAACUCUCUCACUGAAGGAUCCAUUGAUGGAAAGAGCUACUUGGAUUCGUUAGCCGUGAAGCGUUUUAAAGAAAAACCUGGUGAAGACCCCUGCAAUCCUCUUUAUUGGUAUCCGAGAAACAUUCCAGAGUAUUGUCAAUACCGAGCCCCAAAUAAACCCGAUAUAAAACUUCCUAUACAGGUACCUCUGCCCGUUCCUUUGCCUCUUGUGCCUCCCAUGCCUGUUCCGUUGCCCAUUCCCCCUUUGCCUUACGGUGUACCUAUAGUGCCUAGUAAUCCAAUGAUACCCAUUGUUCCAAAUCUAUACUACCCACCGAUUCCAAGCCAUUCCGCUCCAUUCUAUCCGCAGCCUCAAGCUGGAAUGGUGCCCGGUAUUUCUGGAAUCGUUUCAAGAGAUGGAGGUAUAAACAUACUACCAUUCUCCGACGCCUAUGCUGACAUGUUGGAAAAACACAAAAACAACAUGAUAAGGCGAAAAUUAGAAAGAUUACUGGACCGAUUUGACGAAUAUCCAAACCGUGGAACAUAUAGACGAUUGAAAAAAUACAGGCAAGCACUUUAUUAUGAUUUAAAAAAAACUACAUGUAUUGUUUAAUUUUACGUUUAAUUCCAUAAACAGUUACAAAAUGUUCGUGGGGCAGAAAUGUACAUGAUGCGUUUCGUCUUUUGUUUUUACAUUCUCGCCCCCGAGGCCUAUAAAUACAAGAUUAUGAAGUACUUAAGUUUAAAUGUAAUGAGUUAUGACUAAUAAAAAUCCAUAUGACAGAUUAUAUUUCGGUUUUCUAUGAAAGCCUGCUAAAACUUAACAUAUUAACUAGUAUUUAAGCAAUUAAAAACAAAUUUAAAUUAACUUAUAUCUAAAGUUACAAUUCUUAUCUCUCCAGAUUUUUUAUUAAUUACUCUUAAACUAAUGGACGGAUUUCCUGAGGGCUCCAUAAAUAUACAUCUUAUUCAAACUAGU
Molecule: messenger RNA, 1075 nt
Organism: Pieris napi
Lineage: Eukaryota; Metazoa; Arthropoda; Insecta; Lepidoptera; Pieridae
Product: protein TRACHEARY ELEMENT DIFFERENTIATION-RELATED 7A-like
Exons: 2
Coding region: 77-709 (210 amino acids)
Source: RefSeq, a predicted model, not a curated record